AUGUCGUACAAAAUUGAAACAGAUAAUAAAAUAGAUCAUCAGUGUCUUGUUAAUGUAAAACGUCGUCGUAGUACUUGUUCAACAGUUAAAUAUAUUUCACGAGCUCAACAAAAAUCUCUUUGUACAAAACAUGUACAAUCUUGUAACCCAACAAUGAAUAAUAAUCAAUUAAUAAAGAAUGAAAUUUGUCAUGAAAAUUUACAACAUACUAAACGUUCUUAUAUACGAAAACAAUCUUACAUAAAACGUGAAUCAAUAUCAUCUGAACCAGAGCUUUCAGUAGCUUGUUUAAAUAUGGAAAACAUUCAAGCUAAAUUAAAAAAUGAAAUAUAUUCUCCUGAUGUACAAUUAACGGACGAAAUCAAUGAUGAUACAAAAUCCGAAAGUUCAAUUGAAUAUGAUUAUAUAUAUCCAUUAUCAAUACCAACUACAAAUCCUCUUCAAUAUCGGCAUGUUUCAAUAGCAACGAUUUAUCUGCAAGAUACACAAUGGCAUCAGCUUGAGUUAUUUAUAAAACACUUUUCUUCAUAUGCUUCACUUUCGAACAAUAUGAAUAUUAAUUCUUCAACAACACAUUUACUUAUUGAUGAUUCUUCAACGCCUCUUCAAUGUAUUUUUUCUAAAAAAAUCUUUCAAGCUGUUGCUCGACAUAUUUUUAUUGUUUCGAUACGAUGGAUUGAAGAAUGUUUACUACGUAAUGAAAUUGUUAAUGAAAAUCCGUAUGAAAUUCAUGGUGAUUCAACUAUGUCAACAAUGCAUUUAGCUCGUCAUUCAUCUGCAAAAUCUUUAUUUCCAUCAUCUGUAUCAUUUGUAAUUGAUUGUAUAUCAUUUCAACGAAUAUUAACACGAAAUGAAUUAGCUGAAUUACUUAUUUUAAGUGGUGCAACAUUAUUUAAUCUUGAAGAAAAAUUAUCAACAAAAAUUCUUCUUGUACUUGUUGAUCCAAGAGCUAAUCGUAUUGAAUUAGAAAAUAAAUAUAAACAAUGGCAUAAAAAUAUUAAAUAUCUUACACCAGGAUUUUUACUUAAAUCAAUUAUCUAUCAAAAACAGCAACCAUUCGAAGAUUUUGAACUUUAG
Messenger RNA from Adineta steineri, 1077 nucleotides. The record is from the annotation of a GenBank genome assembly. NCBI's taxonomy places the organism in Eukaryota, Metazoa, Rotifera, Eurotatoria, Adinetida, Adinetidae.